Messenger RNA from Uranotaenia lowii, 872 nucleotides. Its product is annotated as E1A-binding protein p400-like. The transcript has a single exon. The record is from RefSeq and is a predicted model, not a curated record. The coding region runs from base 75 to 809 and encodes 244 amino acids. NCBI's taxonomy places the organism in Eukaryota, Metazoa, Arthropoda, Insecta, Diptera, Culicidae.
UGGUUUCGUUCGGGUUCAGUUGGUUCCGGCAGGCUUCCUAGAGUGUACGUCAAAUUUACAAGCAAGAUUUAACAAUGUACCGUCACGUGUUCCCAAUAGUUUUAGUGUGUCUGUUUCUGGGAGUUCGAGCUCAGCAAACUCAGCAGCAACAGCAAAAACAACAGCAACAACAAUCGGUGGUCACUCCUCCGAGCAAGCCCCUGUUAACCAUUUCGGAGCAGCGGCCUGUCCUGGAAAAUCCGGCUUACGAUCCCACUCUCUAUCAGCAGUUUCUUCCGCAGGAUGCGAUUCAACAGUACGUCCAAUCAUACACUGGUUCAAGUUACUCUCAGCCAAAUCGUAACGUCUAUGGAUCUUCCGGCUUCGAGAGUUCCGGAUUCGAUGGCUUCCUCAUCCCGGCACCAACUCGUCAGGCCAAUCCCAUCGCUCUAGUAACGCCGGAAAGCCAUUCGUCCUGGUUCGGAUCGGUUAGAUCGGUGAUUCCCACAGCCCGAACAGUGGCCACAUUCUUCGGUCAGUUGAUAUCGUUGGCCUUCGGAUCGCUGAGUGCCGUUGCCGUGGCAACGAUUCUAACGAGCCUGCUGUGCUUUUUCACCCCGUUCUGCACUCUGACGUUCCGAACGGCGAAACUGGUAACGGGUGAAACGGCCUCGGAAGUGAUUCAGGCCAUCGGCGAACAGGUCACGGCUGAGCGGGUUAAGCGGGCAGCCGAGUUCGUUCGCAAUGCCAUCGACAAGUUCCAGGCUCUGAACCAGGUCGUGAGGGAGGUCACCGAACGGAAAGCCGCCGAAGGGACACAAUUUCAAUAGUUUGGGAACAUUCUGCGGACUCUAAUAUUUGUGAUUAUUAGAAAUAAAUUGUAGUUUAGACGA